CAUGAAGCAGGAGGACCAACCAACUAAUGUCACAAUUGGAAAGAUUACUACUUCCUCUGAGACACAUGCAUACGGAACAAGAAAAGCCUUGCAACAAUGUCUGCAAUAAUACCCUUCUCAACAAUCUGCAGGAAUUCCAACUCACCUUUACAUCCCCAUUCCAAAUCAAGCUUCACAGGCUUCAGUCAAAGAAGCAAUAUUUGGCAGUUGUUUGUCAUCACAAAGUCAAAUUCCAGAGGAGCAAUAAGAAAGCUUUCUGUGAAGAAUGUUGCCGGUGACAAGAAGGAGGAACUGAAAGAACCACUCACUGAACAAGAUACAAAAGAAAAAGAUAUGAGAAUUGUGCAGCCUCAUCCUAAGACAGAUGUUUCUUGUACUAUGAUGCUAGGUGAGCAUGUCAUGCGUACAUCUGUAGGUUCAGUGGCAUGCUACUCUUUGCAGAAUGCAAAUAUCUCUAAACCAACACUCAAUUUCUCAACUUCUUAUAAUAUCGAAGAGAAAACAAAAAGAGAGCCUAUGGGAAGCAGCUUCCAUUCAAUAAGAGGUAAAACAUCACAAAAUACUAUUGGUAUAAUCACAGGAACCUUCACCAACUACAUGAAGCUUAUAUAAAAUAGGUUUAAGAGCACAUUUGAUUCUCCUAUUUUUACCGAUUCACGA
This is a messenger RNA of Trifolium pratense (red clover), 660 nucleotides long. RefSeq lists its product as uncharacterized. NCBI's taxonomy places the organism in Eukaryota, Viridiplantae, Streptophyta, Magnoliopsida, Fabales, Fabaceae. Bases 97 to 612 code for a protein of 171 amino acids. The record is from RefSeq and is a predicted model, not a curated record. The transcript is spliced from 3 exons.